GGAUCCCACACUCCUGUGGAUCAGAUGUCGUGAACCGUUUCUGGGCUGAGCUGGUUUUUCAGUGCAUCAGGAGGCGUGGAGCACCAAGUGUCCGUCAUGUCCGACUGGGUGCUCCUUGGGCUGAUUGCCGCGCUGGUCGUGCUGCUGCUGCUGACCGUCUUUGGUUUCGUUGUCUACUCGGGGCUCUUCACGGAGGUGGUUGUGAGUGCUGGCUCCCCGCCUGUUGGCAACAUCACGCUGGCCUACAAGUUCAGGGUAGGCGCAUAUGGUGAAUCCGGGCAGCUCUUCACGGAUGGCUGCAGCAUCUCUUCAAAGCUGUGCUCCAUUGGUGUCUACUACGACAACCCUCACACGGUGCCUCCGGAGAAGUGCCGCUUCGCCAUAGGCCGAAUCCUGAGCGAGGGAGAUGCAAAGCCGUCGGAAGAGCAGAUCAAGCGGUUCCAAAAGUAUGGCUUCAAGAUCUUCUCCUUCCCUGCUCCCAGCCACGUGGUCAUGGCAACCUUCCCGUUCACUACGCCAUUGUCCAUCCAUCUAGCAGUCAACCGUGUCCACCCAGCCCUUGACACUUACAUCAAGGAGAGGAAGCUGUGUGCCCACCCCCGGAUAGAGAUCUACAAGGAGGACCGCAUCUACUUCGUGUGUCCUCUUGCUCGCCAAGGGGACUUCUACGUGCCUGAAAUGAAAGAACUGGAGAGAAAGAGCAGGGCUGCCGCAGCUGAGGCCGAGGACUCCCGGACAGAUAUCACAGGGGCCGACACCAUGAGUGAGACGAGCUCCAUCAGCAUGGAGGCCACAACUGACAGCAGAGACACCUCGGUGGCCACCUCCAUCCUGCUGCCCUUCCCAGCCAGCCGUGGCCGGGAGGAGGCAGACAACCGCAGCGAGCACAGCUACAGUGAGUCGGGAGCCAGCGGCUCCUCCUUUGAGGAGCUGGACCUGGAGGUCACCGGGGAUGGGGAGGGAGCCCCAGGUCUGCUGCCCGACGUGGGCUGCGCGGCCAACCAGGAGGUCACAGACAAGUGGACCAAGGAGCCCAUCGCUGCUGAGAGAGGAGAAGAGUGAAGCGGAGACCUGGCUGCCUCACCUCCUGCCGGG
This is a messenger RNA of Haliaeetus leucocephalus (bald eagle), 1095 nucleotides long. It is a transcript of the gene TEX264, whose product is annotated as testis expressed 264. Gene Ontology annotation, cellular component: nucleus; replication fork; endoplasmic reticulum membrane. Gene Ontology annotation, biological process: reticulophagy; protein-DNA covalent cross-linking repair. Lineage: Eukaryota; Metazoa; Chordata; Aves; Accipitriformes; Accipitridae. The transcript has 5 exons. The record is from RefSeq and is a predicted model, not a curated record. The coding region runs from base 97 to 1062 and encodes 321 amino acids.